Molecule: messenger RNA, 1167 nt
Organism: Emiliania huxleyi CCMP1516
Lineage: Eukaryota; Haptophyta; Isochrysidales; Noelaerhabdaceae
Exons: 2
Coding region: 1-1167 (388 amino acids)
Cellular component (GO): cytosol
Source: RefSeq, a predicted model, not a curated record
AUGGGCAAGGCCCUACUGAUCGCCACUCCGUCGGAGCUCUUCGACCGGCGCGCUCGGUCUGUGGUGGCUCUUCCAGAGGUUGGCGGCGCCGCUUCCGAGUGCGCGGGACUGCUCGGCGCGUUCAACUCGAGCAGCGGCGGCGGCGGCGGCCACGGAGCCGAGUACUACGCUCCGUCAAGCUCCGCCGUUGAGGCCGUUCGUAGAGCGCGCCACACCGACUUUGCCAACCACCCGCUUGACGUCGGCCUCGCGGCCUUGCGCACCCUCAGCGCGGCGGUGCAGGGCGGAGAGGCACUCAGUCAGCUUCAGCCGCGGACGGCCUGGCCGUCGCUCGACACGCGUGUGCGACUGCGCGUCGGCACGGCGCCCAAGACAGGGAGCCUGCUGCUCACGCACCCCGUCUCGUGCCUCUCCCAGCCGAGCCUGCACCACGCCGUCAUCCUCCUCGUGUCCGUCUCUGAGGAGCACGUCGUGGGCGUGACCAUCAACAAGCCGUUCAGCGCCUCGCCGCUGCACAGCCCGUCGGCGCCCACGCCGCUGCUCGGCGGCGCGGUCGACGAGGCGAGGCGAGACAAGCUCGGCCCGCUCUGCGAGGCGUCGUUGCACCAGGGCGGCGACGUGUCGCCCUCCUCGCUGCUGGCGCUCCACUCGCUCGGGCCGCUCGAGAACAGCUCCGCGGUGAGCGAAGGGCUCUGGGUCACCUCGGAGCUGCACGAGCUGAGAGAGGCGGUCGAGGCGGACGCACCACACCCGCCAGAGGCGGACGAGGGAGACGCUUCCCCCGGCGCAAAGACCGAGCCGCCGCUGCUCCGACUCAAGUGCCUCGUCGGCCACGCCGGCUGGGCGUACGAGCAGCUAGAGGCCGAGCUGAGGAGGAACGUGUGGUUCUUGCUCGAGCCCGAGGAGGGGACCAGCCUCGCCCCGCUCGCGCUGAGGCAGCCGCCCGCCGCGCUGCCCGAGGGCGGCCCCUCCUCCUCCGCGUGGCUGAGGGACGCCUUGUGGGAGGGAGUGGUGGAGCGGGCCGGCGGAGCGAUGCUCGAGAUGCAAGGCUUCCCGGGCGACCAUGCGGCAGUGCGCGCUGUCGCGCGCGAGACCGAGGCGCUGCAGCGCGAGUUGCUGAGGAAGCGAAUCGACCUGCUGGUCCCUUCGGAGGGCGCCAAGGAGUGA